Messenger RNA from Coregonus sp. 'balchen', 11565 nucleotides. The record is from the annotation of a GenBank genome assembly. Lineage: Eukaryota; Metazoa; Chordata; Actinopteri; Salmoniformes; Salmonidae.
GGUCUUUGAAAGACAGGCACAUUGAAAAUGGAAGUGAGCUUUAUGCCAUAUUUACACCCAAGGAGAACUUGAAACAAGCUCCCCAAAUGCCACAACGAGAGAUGACUGACAUCUCAGGAGAGGAGAAUGUUCGAUGCCACAUUAUGCUCAAGGUGAAUUCAUCACAUUAUUGAAAAAUACAAAGCUCAAAGUGGCAGGACUCAUUUUAUGUAGUUAUUUAUAGCUGUUUAGCUGUAUUUAAAACUGUGAUUAUAACUCCUUACUUUUCUAAACCUGUAUGUAUUAUGAAAGGGUGUAAUACCAGAGGGGUAUACUACGGCGCUGGCUAGAUCUAUUCAGGAUUUUCUAAAGCUAGCUAGCUUCAGUUAGCUUCGCAUUCCAAUUUAUGCUUCAUGGAUAUCACAAAAGUGGAUAUUGAUCUAACACCUGCUGCUAACUCAAACCAGGCUUGUAACUGCAUGUGCAUGUUUCAUGUGCAUUGCUUGCUGUUUGGGGUUUUAGGCUGGGUUUCUGUAUAGCACUUUGUGACAUCUGCUGAUGUAAAAAGGGCUUUAUAAAUACAUUUGAUUGAUUGAUUGAUGUGGAUAGCCCAGCGAGUCGAACGCCCAUAAUUUCAUACAAUGCUCAAACAGAAACCCGUUGUCGAGCCAGUGCCACCUUUUUUGUUGUUGUUGGUCGAAAUCAAAAUGAAAGAAAGGCUGUCCUGCAAAUUCAGGUUAUAGUGGUAAGUAGGGUAUUAGAAGUACCGUCUUGCUUUUAUUAUGGGUAUUGUUAGUGCCGUCUUUGGUAUGCUUAUCCAUGAACGAGCAGGCUGUUUUCCACGUCAAUAAAAUAAUUGUAUUAAUACAGUCAUACCAAAGUUUUACUUACUGUUUUUAACACAAAAUAACAUUAGUAAAAUAUUUAAUCAGUCGUCUUCAUCAAGUAUUGUCUGUAUGAAGGGAAUUAUAUUAUGGAAUCUUUGCGAAAGGGAGGGAAUCUGAUUUGAUUGGUCCUCAACUCAAGUCUCACACUUUAUAAAGGAUAAAGUGGAGUUAGCUUGCCACGGAGCAGGUUAGAGCUGAAAGAUUUGUUGCCAUAGAAAUGUACCUAGCUAAAAGGUGAGCCUGCUUUGUGUCAAUGGUUAUCCAGAGUUGAAGAGUUCACCAAAGUUAGCUCGCUAACUCCUCUAUCCCGCUACGUGGUAUAACCCUCUGGUAGCAACUAAGGUGUCUCUGUAAAUAAUGUUUGUCAAUUAUUGAAUAUACUGUACUUUUCAUCAACAGGGAGACUAUGAGGUCAAGGUGGACUUAGCAAGUGACACAAUUAGAGUCUUGAGACGAAAGCUCUCUAAUGAAAGUGGAAUCCCAGAACAUGUCCUCCUUUAUAAGUAAUGUUGUGCAUAUAUAAUUAUGAUUUAAUCAUUUAUGAAUGCAUUUAAUAACAGAAAAAAAUAGGUCAAUUAAUAAACCACACAUCUUAUAAUUUGACCAUCUAUAGUUUCAAUACAACCUUUUUCUAAUAUUGACCUUUUUGCAGAGGUGAACACGGUGAAACUUUGCAAGAUUGUGGAAUCAAUGAGGAGACAACUGUUCACUUUUCUUUGUCCUCCUUCCCCGAUGAAAAGCCAGACAACAUGGAAUUCUACUUCAAUGAUGUUGUACCCUCAGUGCAACAAACCCAGAAAGGACUCAGUGCUUUCUUUUCUUCACUAUAUACCAUUGUGAGAUAUUCAGAUAUUUACAUUGUAUUGUUACAGUCAUUUUGACCCUGACGUGGUAAUCAUUUAUUAACACUUCAGAUGUUUGUAUUACCAUGUUCAGGUAAAGAGUGCUACAGUGUUCCUUUGCUUGUGUUAUUGGAUUUUCAAUGUACAGUACCUUCAAUGUACAGCCCCAUCCAGCCAACCCAUCAUGCAUUAAAUGAUCUUCCCAAAUAUCCUUACAGAGUGUUAAACAUUCUGGAGAGGGAUUCAAGAAAGUGAAUGCAUACAUUCGAAAGCUCAGUGGAUGUAAUCCCCUGGCGCAAAGUUUGUAUCAGCUGUUGGGCAGAAAUGAAAGUGGAAGUAGGACCCAGAAGGUGAUGCAUAUUUUGUCACACAAAUGUACUGUACACAUACGAUAUCAUGUAAGUCCACAAAUAGAUUCAUAACAUGUAUUUGUUUUAGAUUGCCAUUGUUGAAGGAUUGUACACUCUCUUCAGAGAGCUGUUGCCAAGCCGCAAUAAAAAAAGAGGUGACAAGAUCAUUGAAGACCCUGAUGUUUUUGAGAAUGCACCAGUUUGCUGGGCCUACCUGAUAUCUAAAGCAGAGGUAUACCCAUUGUUUUUUGAGAUACCAUUGAUAACACAUUAUGGAUCUUAUUGUAUUACACGUUAUAACAUGUUUUUAAUGGGGAACUGAGAUACUGCACCUCUAUUUGUUUGGCAUUUAACAUAUAAUUCAGAACAGGUACAUGACUUCACAGGUCAGAAUUAAACAUUACUCAAACAAAUUACCCUAAUAUGUAUCUGUUUUCUAUCUCCCUGUCUACCCUAGAAAGAGAGUUCACAACAUGAAGUCUUUGCACCGAUAAAUUUGACCUCUCAACCAGGAGUGCGCUUUUGCGACCCAGUUCAAGUACCUGGAUUACCAGAUGUCUUUGAAAGAGAGUAUGUCCUACAGAAAAUUAAAGGUAAAACAUCAGCAGUUGUGGGUAUUUGUAAUAUGCACAGCACUGUGGGCACAAUAUAUUUUCUGUAACAUCUACAUGUGGCACAAUGGCCAAUAGUACUGGCCUGAAAUCCAGAACCUGUUUUGUGCUUACAUGCCACAACCAGUACUCUGUGUGAUGCCAAACAUGUUCGGCAUAACAAGGAGUGGCAAGGAGUGAAAGGAUAGCUAAACAGACUGGUACUCAGGCUACAAUAGUACCCUACUAAUGGGAAACUGCUCUGCACUACUUGAUUCUACAGUACAUCAAAAGUGUAUGUCAAAUGCCAUCAUAUCAUAUACCAAAUUCCAUAAUGCAAGAUCAAUUGGCUCUAGAGUUUAAGCAUUGGUUUUGAAUCAAUUGCUGUGACAUGAUUGGCUCACUGCAGCCAUAAUGUUAAACGUAGGAACGGGUUUGCUAAAACUUUGGCACGUUCCUUCAGAGUUAAGAAUUACAGGGCUUUCUAUAGAGUGUGUAUUUUAAUUCUUAGUCAAACCCAGAACUAAUAGUCAUCCACCUAUGUUAAUGAUUGUUGAGAUGUGUUAGUGUCUGCACUGGAAGAGCAGGUAAUAAUAUCUUGUUUUUUGUAAACAGAAAAAAGUAUCACUUUUGAUAUGUGAAUUCAACUUUGACGUAUACAGUAGUUUCAUGAUCAAAUGUUGUAAUUGCAUGAUGUGUUUUACCAUUGCUAAGAUGGAGAAAGAAUCCCAAACUGCUCUGCUGAGAUCUUGAGAGAAACUUCAAUGUGGAGAGCUACCGAUGUUGAAAAGAUUUUACUCAGUCUGCCUCUAUCCAUCAAAACAUUCCCUGUUUGGCUUUCAUAUGGACUUGUGACUGGUCAAAAGUAUGAUUUGUUCAUUGUAUCAUUGAAUACUGUAUCUGCAUUGAUAGUGUAAUUGGUAAUUCAUGUUUUAUUGUUUAAUCAAAUUAAAGCUUUCAGAUCAAACUAGAUGAGACAUUUGCCAAGAUGACUGAAGAAUUGAAAGCAUACCCUCACCUGACAGUCACUCCACCACUGCAGUUGAAGAGUGUAGGAGUGGAUGGGCCACGUCUCGUUCUUUUGAAAGAAGGUAGGCUACUUGGCCUUGUGCCUACUAGUUAAAGUCUUGGUACGAUGUAUCAUUCAUGUUUGAGAUUAUUAUGUUCAUGGAAAGUCCUAUAACGUGGUGUUCGCUCAUUGUUGCUUAGGCCUAUACAAAUGAAUGUGCACAAUUCAUUCACAUUGCAGCAGAAUCAUCGAUGUCUUUGGUUCAUCAGACAGCAAAAUAUGAUACACUGCAUUUACAGCUAGCACUUUCACAUUCUGCAUGAGUCAGUUUAUGACAUGCUUGUUAUUGAAGCGUGUAUUUUAUUUAUUUAAUGGGAAUAUCAACUUUUUGUAGCAUUUUAGUUUACAGUGCUGAAAUAAGGGAAAGGAAAGGGGGAUACCUAGUCAGUUGCACAGCUGAAUGCAUUCAAUUGAAAUGUGUCUUCUGCUUUUAACCAAACCCCUCUGAAUCAGAGAGGUGCGGGAGGCUGCCUUAAUCGACGUCCACGUCAUCUGCGCCCAGGGAGUAGGCUCGUAAUUUACAUAAUAAUUAGUUAAGUAUAGUCAAUAACAACACGGUAAGGACUGGAUAACUAUGACCCAAAAGGUACAUUGUGAGGUUGGCCCAAAUACAUUGUAAGUAUGAUGUAGUUCCUCAAACGAUUCUGUUCAAUACAAAAGUUCCAAGUGCAUUCUUAAUAAGUACGGUGCUGCUGAGAAGAGGUGAAAUGGCCAUAAAUAUUUAUUACAUAACUUGCACUUAUUAGCCUCUAUUAUUUAUAGUUUUUAAGUAACCAAUCAUUAUUUCUACAUAACAACCAGGAAAAUUCAUCACACUUUAUAUCUGUACUUAGCAGCUAAAUACUAACUAUGAAUGGGUUAUUACCACAUUGUUACCUUGUUGUUGCCAUCUUAUUUCCCUGUUGUUUCCUCUUACUUCCCAGUCAUUGCCCUAUUAUUUCAGCACUGUAAACUCAAGUGCUAACAAACUUUUUUGUGGGAAUCAUUGCGUUUGGUGUUUUGCUAUUUUAAAUGCUGGCCUAUUGUUGUCCUUUGAGUGGUUAGCAGGAUAAGUAAUUGUUAGUGGUUUUACAGAUAACCUGGGUGUUUACAUUGAAAAAUACAAAGCAUCUCCUCAGGAUUUCAUUGUUUUUGAUUGCUUAACUGGCAAACACAAAACUUUGAAUGUGGACGAAUUGGCACAUGAGUAAGUACUUAUAAUAUGAAAACUAGUCAAACAUUCUGUUUGAAACUAUAUGAAGCUUCAUAAUUACUGGUGGACAGUUUAUGAACAUGGAUCAUAUUGAUAAUGAGUUUAAUUAAUGGACGAAACUAUAAUCUCCAUCAUACCCCUUCAUUACUUAUUGUAUGUUUUUAAUUACUCUGUAGAAUGAGAGACACCAGAAGUGACCAGACCUUCAUGACCAGCAGGACUCCUAAAGAGGCAAUAUUGGUAAUUUAUGAUAGAUUAUAUUUGAAUAUACAGUACAUUUGGUAAGUAUUCAGACCCCCCCCCCCCCCCCUUCCACAUUUUGUUAUGUUACAGUCAUUGUAAAAUGGAUUAAAUCCACAUUUUUCCCUCAUAAUGACAAAGUGAAAACAGGUUUUUUUGAAAUUUUAGCAAAUUUAUUAAACAUAAAAACAGUAAUAUUCAGAUCCUUUGCUAUGAUACUCAGAAUUGAGCUCAGGUGCAUCCUGUUUCCAUUGAUCAUCCUUGAGAUACAACUUGAUUGGAGUCCACCUGUGGUAAAUUCAAUUGAUUGGACAUGAUUUGGAAAGGAACACACCUGUCUAUAAAAGGUCCCACAGUUGGCAGUGCGUGUCAGAGCAAAAACCAAGCCAUGAAGUUGAAGGAAUUGUCCGUAGAGCUCCGAGACAGGAUUGAGUUGAGGCACAGAUCUGGGGAAGGGUACCCAAAAAUGUCUGCAGCAUUGAAGGUCCCCAAGAACACAGUGGCCUCUAUCAUUCUUAAAUGGAAGAAGUUUGGAACCACCAAGACUCUUCCUAGAGCUGGCCGCCCGGCCAAACUGAGCAAUCGGGGGAAAAGAGCCUUGGUCAGGGAGGUGACCAAGAACCCGAUGGUCACUCUAACAGAGCUCCAGUGUUCCUCUGUGGAGAUGGGAUAACCUUCCAGAAGGACAAGCAUCUCUGCAGCACUCCACCAAUCAGGCCUUUAUGGUAGAGUGGCCAGACGGAAGCCACUCCUCAGUAAAAGGCACAUGACAGCCCGCUUGGAGUUUGCCAAAAGGUACCUAAAGGACUCUCAGACCAUGAGAAACAAGAUUCUCUUGUCUGAUGAAAACAAGCAUCAUGCUGUGGGGAUGUUUUUCUGUGGCAGGUACUGGGAGACUAGUCAGGAUCGAGGGAAAGAUGAACAGAGCAAAGUACAGAGAGAUCCUUGAUGAAAACCUGCUCCAGAGCGCUCAGGACCUCAAACUGGAGCGAAGGUUCACCUUCCAACAGGUCAACGACCCUAAGCACACAGCCAAGACAAUGCAGGAGUAGCUUCAGGACAAGUCUCUGAAUGUCCUUGAGUGGCCCAGCCAGAGCCCAGACUUGAACCCGAUCGAACAUCUCCGGAGAGACCUGAAAAUAGCUGUGCAGCGACGCUCCCCAUCCAACCUGACAGAGCUUGAGAGGAUCUGCAGAGAAGAAUGGGAUAAACUCCCCAAAUACAGGUGUGCCAAGCUUGUAGCGUCAUACCUAAGAAGACUCGAGGCUGUAAUCGCUGCCAAAGGUGCUUCAACAAAGUACUGAGUAAAGGGUCUGAAUACUUAUGUAAAUGUCAUAUUUCUGUUUUUAAUUUUAAAAUUUCUAAAAACCUGUUUUGGAUUUGUCAUUAUGGGGUAUUGUGUUUAGAUUGAUGAGGAAAAAAAACAAUUUAAUCAAUUUUAGAACAAGGCUGUAACGUAACAAAAUGUGGAAAAAGUCAAGGGAUCGGAAUACUUUCCGAAUGCACUGUAUCUAUUUAUAUUUCUGAAUCUAAGUUCAGUUUUGACACUGCAAGUAUGAGCCACUGCUAUGGCUGAAAUGAUGAGAUGUUGGCAAAGACCAAGGAGCAGCCCAAGGUAUUCACCUUAGAAUGAUAAGUAUGUUGGUGUAACAACAUUAUAACAGUUACGUUAGCUCCUCCUUUAAUGUUUUCUCCAUCCAACUAUCUUUAGGUACUAGUGGAUUCAAGCUCCUCCAUGAACAAGACAUGCUAUGAUUCAGAUGACAAAAUGACACGGUUGGAUGCAGUCAAACAGCUGUUUGAUAACUUCACAACUAGAAGCAUGGCAUACGAUUUUCAUCAUGUCAUUGGCUUGGUGAAGUUUGACUCAUCAGCUAAAACUCUCCACACAUUUACAGAGACUCUGGAGACCUUUAAAGUAAACAUAUUUUUCUCAUAAAGUCUAUUUUCUGAAUGCAAAAUAGUAAAGCAGUGCCAUAAAAUACAGACCUUGGUGUGCUGAGAUCAUAUACUCGUACUCCCUUCAUGGUAUCAUUCUUUACCCUUUUUCUUCAAGUGAGGUAAAAUCUAAUCUGGUAUGUUAUAUCAGCUAACGUGACAUCAUAUUACAUGUAAAACAAAGAACAUUGGUUAUCCCCAUUAGAUGUUUGGGAGUAAACAGAGUGUGCGUCUUUCUUUUAUUUAUUUUUUACAUCUAAUUAUAUGUGAACAAUUUUGGCACUUACAGGACCACAUACACAAUCUUAAGGCAAAUGUAGGCACUGUGCUGUAUGAUGCCUUGAAUCAUGGCAUUUCUGAACUGGAAAAAGUUGGAAAGCAAUUUCCAGACUGCAGACUUCGCAUCAUAUGUCUCACAGAUGGGAAUGAUUUUGGGUAAAACAUUGUUAUUUAUCUUGAGACUUUUUCAGUGUGCAAAACAGUGAUUACAAUCUGUUUGUGCAUGGGAUAUCUAUAUUUUAUAUGUUUUGUUGUUUUACAUGCAAUGCAAUAACAUAAAGGAUAGUGUUCCAUUUGGGAUUGUAUUUAUUAAUCAUUGUAUUCAUAGGUCAAAGACAAAACCACAUGAUGUCGCAACCAAAUUGAUGCGCUCUAACAUUAUUGUUGACGCCAUCAUUGUCGGAAACGGUUAAUAACCGCGUGCUCCAUGGAAUCAGCAAUGCAACAGGUAUGAUGUCUAAGGUGAUGCAUACACUGUUGUUCAGAGGAGCUAGCCAACAACACAGCUAACACAAUCACUUCAAAGUGAAGCUGGAAAGACUGCAAACUAGCUGCACUAAGUUUUUUAUGACCUUUUUUCAAUUGACAUUUCUUUGUAUAUAUCCAUAAAAAUUAUGCUGAGAGGAGCCUCCCGAGUGGCACAUCGGUCUAAGGCACUGCAUCGCAGUGCUUGAGGUGUCACUACAGACCCGGGUUCGAUCCUAGGCUGUGUCACAACCGGCCGUGGCCGGGAGUCCCAUAGGGUGGAGCACAAUUGGCCCAGCGUCAUCUGGGUUAGGGGAUGGUUAGGCUGGGGGGGCUUUACUUGGCUCAUCGCACUCUAGCGACUCCUUGUGGUGGGCCGGGCACCUGCAGGCUGACUUCGGUCAUCAGUUUAACAGUGUUUCCUCUACAGUGUUUAACAGUGUUUCCUUCUGGGUUAAGUGGGCAGGGUGCUAAGGAACGCGGUUUGGCGGGUCAUGUUUCGGAGGACGCAUGACUCGACCUUCGCCUCUCCUGAGCCUGUUGGGGAGUUGCAGCGAUGAGACAAGAUCGUAAUUGAAAUUGGGAGAAAAAGGGGCUAAAAAAAUUAAAUCUAACAAAUCUGCUGAGUCUGUCUGAUCCCGACUCCCGACACGUUCAUUACUAUGGGCCAGCAGGAGAUCAAAUUUCAAUGUUGCAAAUGUCGGAGAGACAGACAGCAAGGUUUAUACAAAUCUCCGCUGUUGAAAACUUAAUGUUAGUCUAAAAGAAAUGUGAAAUAAUGGCUAGAUGCUUUUUAUAGUGGGGAUCAAGUUUAUAAAUAGCUUGGAUGGGCUGAUGAGACAGUGGAUUGCGGAGUCAGAUGGAACAGAGUAAAUAGGCAUUUUAACGUCAUAGCCAGUGGUAACUUGUGGAAUAGACACUGGCUGGAAUGCUGUUUUAACCAAUCAGCAUUCAGGAUUAGACCCACUCGUUGUAUAAUCACUAUUUGAUUAUGUUGGUAACCCAUUGUAUAAAAGUGAUAAUGCCCUCGAAGCCGGUGUUUGUUCGUCUCGGGACGAACAACACCCGUGCCAAUAUAUCCUCCAAACACCAGCUUCCCUGGCAUUAUCACUUAAUUAUAAAGAGUUUAGAAUUACUUUGUUUUUAAACUAUGACUUAGUUUAUAGUCAGCUUCUAAAUCACUUGUUAAAGAUUCUGGUCUAAAUGAUGUGAUCGUCAUUAUGAUGCAUCCUUUUACAACCAGUGUUCAUCUUUUUGAAAGCUUCAAUUUCAUUUGGAUCAAUUCAGAGGACACACCAGACUAGACUAGAGUCUAUUGAAAUUUGUUGUAGCCAUCUGGUGUGUUUUUGGGGCUCAACAUUUUUUCCUUCAUAAUUGCAUCAAGUAAUAGCAUUGAGGCAACUAAUUCUCCUUGGUCCAUGUCUUGUAGGAGGGUGCUGUUUCAAACCAGCGACAGGUACAGCUGGUCUGAAGCUCUUUGAAAUGGAAACAGUUCUAUCUUUGGAGUUGAGGAAGCCUAAGGAAAAAUUGGACCCAUCCUCCAUUAUGAGCAAGGUAGGACCUACAAAGUCAAAUCUAUUCAAACAGUAUACUAAUGUUUGUUUCCAUGUAUUUUAUAGGAAAUAAGUUAUAGGGACACUUCACCACUUCUUUACCCCAGCAUCAUACCAGUGUCUACAUAUGUGAAAAUGCCGUGUUUAUACGUUCUGUAUAGAUAAGAAGAAAAGGUCUUAAUAAAAUUACUCCAGAGGAUUUUUAAAAACUAAACAGUGAUUUUCAAAGACUACAAGUUUAUCGGUGGCACAGCGAGCAUGCAAACACCCUGCCUUUGGCUGGAAACGUAUUGUCAUUUUUGAAAUCACAGUUAUCUUUUUGACUACAGAACGUAGAAAUGUGCCAUACAAUGGUAUGGUGCAGGACAUAAUGAUAUAUAAGGUUAAAAAUAAAUGGUGAAGUGUCCAUUUAUAAGUGAAAUUAUGAACACUGAUAUUAAACGGAUUGUAACAAAUAAUGUUAAUUUGUUAUUCUUUCUUUACAGAGUGUUUUAACUACUCUCUUUGCCAAAAAUGGCUAUGAUGAGCAGCCAGAGGUCUCUCAACCAAGUGAAUUAAACAAUAAAGUCACUGUGACAGAGAUGUAAGUGAUGUUCCAUUACCAAAAUGUCACAUUGCAUUCUGGGGUGAUAUCUGCAUGUAUCAGUACCUGUUCAAGCCCAUUGUUUUUUGGCCCAGUCCCAAAGUAUGGAUUGUGGUCUCUCAAUCACAAAAGGUCACAAAGCAAGUAAUGUAUAUCACUUUGCAAUUUAGGUAAACUACUGUAACUUUAACAAAAUAAACAUCUCCCAAAAUAGUUCAUUGAAAAAGAACAUCAAGGAAUCCAAGAGCAGUCGCUUUUUGGAGAAGGACAAACGCGUUCUGGAAGAGCUGAAGAGCCUGCAUUGUGACCCACAUCCAUUCUGCACAGUUUUGCCAUUAGAGUCAGACUUCAGUAAGUAAGCAGUAUUGGGGUAUUGUUUUUAGUGUUAUUGAUUUGAUAACACUUGCUAUGAAUACACUUUUGCUUUAUAAUUACAUUCUUAAUGCUUUAUAUGCUUAGCAUAAUGCCUUAUAAUUCAUGGCACAGCUGUUUAUAGACAUAACUGCCUAUACAUCUAUAACUGAAUUAAUAAAGCAUUAUGAGCAGGUAUAAUAAUUCCUUAUGAAACAAAGUGGUUCAGUGGCACAAUAAAUAAAGUGUUAUAAGUACGCCUAUAAUGCAUAAUGAUGGGAAUUCCUAGGAAGUGUUUCUAAGUAGUCACAACCCCAAGAUAUGGGUAUGCUUACUUCACUCUAAAGUGGUAGGAACCCUGUUAGCAUGCUCUCACAAACAAUAAUAUUGUCGUUAUAUUGUCUCAAACAUUUAAUCCCUGUAUCUCAUUACAUACCUUUUCAGCAUUUUGGAAGAUUCUCAUGCAAGGCCCCCCUGAUACACCUUAUGAGAAUGGAGCCUUUGAGCUGUACUGUCAGUUUGGUGCUGAGUACCCUGUCAAACCUCCACUUGUGCGCUUUGUCACACCUGUAUCCUUUUACACAAUUAAUACAUGAAGACAGUGUAUUUUGUAUACUGUGACUGCUUACUGCUGUUACAAUGUAUUUAUUCUCAUUACCCAGGACUUCUAGAUUUUCAAAGGCGAUGGUAUUUACCUGGAUGUAAAAGUAAUUGUUUUGCUUCCACAACAUCAUAAUUAUCCCAACUCAUGAGAAACAAUAACAUUGUCUAAAUCGCAGCCGGGAAACAUUUACACAUUCUGAUUUGCAAAACAACCUAUAUUUACAUGCAAGUGCAAGAGGUUAAAUUGAGGCAGGCUAGGGAGUGGUUAGGGUUAGGGUAAGGGAUAAAUUGAAGCAUGCUAGCAAGUGAUUAAGGGUUAGGGUAAGGUUCGGAAAAUGAAAAAUAACUCAUAACAAAAACACGCCUGGAUUUGAAAUGCCGCCACUCUCUGAAGAUCAGACUAAAAUGGACCACAAAUAUAUCUCUAUUGUUAUGUUUCCUGUUUGUUAAAUGCUUUCAUAUUAACUGUUAUGAAAUUAUCCUUAAUAAUGUGGACAAAGGUGUACCACUGCAACGUAAACAGUGUGGGCCGUAUCUGCCACAACAUAUUUGACCGCAACUACUCGGCUCACAUAACCAUGAGAGAGAUCUUGGAUGCUGUGUAUGGACUGCUCAUUGUCCCUGAACCUGAAGAUCCACUGGAC